UUCAGUUUGACAUUUCAUAAACAAAUUAUUUUAGCGCGAAAAACGGAACAGCUGAAGUGAAUUUCGUUUGUUAUUUGCACAUAAAUUAUUAUUUACAAAAGUAAUAUCUUUAUUUAUUACAAUAAACUUAAGAAAUUGUGUCAAUAAUGGAUGAAGAAUUAAGAAUCCAAUUCGAUGAGCUUGGCGUAGAACCUACAGCAGCAGUCAUUGCAAAAGGUCUAGAUUUAUGUGUGUCGUAUCAUAUUGACGCUGCAGAACUUGUUGAACAAUGGAUGGCGUAUAGUAUUUCCAAUUUGAAAGGUGCUGAGCCUACGGUUGAUUAUUUUAAUGAUUUCGAACGUAAAGUAUUUCAAGCAAGACGCGAUAAAGAAUUAGCUGCUUCAAAUAAGAAAAAACUAAAAUAUUCGUCAGGAUUAUCAAAUCUAAAUCAAUUGACUACUGCUACAGCACCUUCGAUUCCGCUUGGCGUUUAUGGCGUCGAAGAGACUGACAUUAUGGGCGACUACAUGAGUGAAAUUGGUGUUGGCGGUAAUAAAAAUACCGAAAGUGAUAUUUAUCAUACUCCAAAGGUAAGUGUUUCAAUAUUACCUGUGUUUUAUUUUAUUUUUAUUUAA
Molecule: messenger RNA, 614 nt
Organism: Teleopsis dalmanni
Lineage: Eukaryota; Metazoa; Arthropoda; Insecta; Diptera; Diopsidae
Product: DNA polymerase alpha subunit B-like
Exons: 2
Coding region: 147-614 (155 amino acids)
Source: RefSeq, a predicted model, not a curated record